AUGAUUCAGGGUUCGGCCUAUAAAAAACUAUCAUCAAGCUCUGCACAGGACAAUGUAAUUUCUAGCGUUAUGGCCAAUUCGACUUUAACCAUUUUGGAAUUGGAGGACCACUCGAUCGGAUCCAACGGAGCUCAGGCGCUAUCUAAGGCACUCAAGACCAACUCGAACCUGACGACUUUGUGCUUGCAGAACAACUGGAUCGGUGAAAAUGGAGCUCAGGCGCUGUCUGGGGCACUCAAGACCACCUCAACUCUGACCACUUUGAACUUGGAGGAACAACUCAAUCGGAGCCAACAGAGCUCUGGCGCUGUCUAA
Linnemannia hyalina is the source of this 315-nucleotide messenger RNA. NCBI's taxonomy places the organism in Eukaryota, Fungi, Mortierellomycota, Mortierellomycetes, Mortierellales, Mortierellaceae. The record is from the annotation of a GenBank genome assembly.